This is a messenger RNA of Alternaria atra, 1869 nucleotides long. RefSeq lists its product as uncharacterized. Bases 1 to 1869 code for a protein of 622 amino acids. The record is from RefSeq and is a predicted model, not a curated record. Lineage: Eukaryota; Fungi; Ascomycota; Dothideomycetes; Pleosporales; Pleosporaceae. The transcript has a single exon.
AUGGAUGCAUACGACAAAGUUGAGCAAACUCGCGAUGAUCUAGGGGAAACAGAAGAGAAUUACCUCGAAGCUGAACGGGACCUGGCGGGUGCCGAAUGGAAUUUCAUGGACCAAGAAGAUCGGUUCUAUCAGUUCGAUAUUUAUAGUGUCUUACCCGAAGAGCACAACGACGAUUCCGCCCCCCUACAAGCACAGACGAGUGAGAACUCUCCACGUCUCACAGCCUUCAACACCUCUAUAUAUCCAACGAGUUCACUGCCUCUAGAUCAACUCUCAAGGCUAACGCUUUCGCCGCCGCCGCCGCCGCCUCCUCCUCCUCCUCCUCCUCCUCCUCCUCCACAGUCACCUUUUCUACCACGCGUGUCUUCUACUGUUCAUAUGCCAAGCGCUCUGCCUCCUUUAACCAAUAACGAUCGAGGAUAUGUCUAUACGAUAGCAAAGGUUGACACGUUGAAGAAGAAAUUUGACCAAAUACGACAAAAACGAGCUUGUAAGAUUGAAUGGGACGAAGGAGAUGAAAUCCUUUUUCCUGAUGGGGAUGAUCUUCCUGUCGCCGACUUAACAGAGUCUACAAGUGAGUACGGGGACAUUUUGCUCGAGAUUUCUAUUCACGAAGCGGAAGCUCAGCGGCUGAAAUUAAAGGAUAUGGUCCCGGCGCUAGAUGCGUCAAUGUUAGGGAGACGAUCUUCAGAUCCAAACCACAUCUCCCCACCUACGUCGGCGCGUUCGACAUGCUCGACCGCAAUGAGACGAACACAAACCGAGAGUGCCACUUUGUUGAUGUAUAGUGAUUCUACUGUAAAAGAGAAGAUCCGAGAGUGGUUUCUACUGUACCUCAAAGAAGGCGCAUUACAGAAACGUCUGUAUUUGAAUACGCUUGAAGCUCACGAUAUCGCAAGCUCAAGUGAGAGUGAUUGGAAGGUUCGAGCGACACGAUUCUGGAGCAAGGAUAGUCUCGUCGAGGGCGGGGAUGGCACCGAAUCUUAUGCGGCUUCCGCCAACGAAACAGGGUACGAGCCUGGGUCUUGCUAUAAUCUGAGUGUUACUCAAAGCGCAACUUCUUCACCUCCGACGCAACAUCUUCUAGAAGGAACUAUCGACCGAUCAAUCAUCGAAUGGGAGGCUCACGAAUCACUCGAGGUUCUGCAAGAGAAUCGCAAGAACCCUUCGCCGAAAGAACCUCCUUUCCCGUCGCUGUCGCCACAUCAUCAUAUCACAGACAGCACGGGGAUCCACAAUGGAAAACAAACAAUACAUCCAGCCAAGCACGUUCCGAAUGCACUGCGAAACGAAGCUGAGAACGAUGUCCUAGCACAUAAAUUCGUAGAUCAAACAACACGUACUUGCUUUGGCAAUGCUGAGCAACGGAAAGAUAGCGUCCAAAGUACAAUCAAGAAUCAGCAUUCUGACUGCGCAAUAACGAGCAAAGACGAUCGUCAGGUCAGAGCACACCAUUCAGCAAACGAACGAAAUAGCGUCGAGAUGAGCAUGGAGACCACAGCACCUGAUGAGGGCUGCGACGAGCAGCAUCGAAACCAAUCGGUCGAACUACAUUCGGCAUUUCACUCCCGUUCUGACCGUGGGGAAAAUGCAAGCGUUGGAUCGAAGUUCGAUAUCAUGGCGCAGUCUAGUUCACCAAGGCCUUAUGUACAGCUUCCAAUGCCGUCUUCUCUCAAUGACACGAUAAAAUCGCAGUCAACCAACACUCCAUUCAAGCCUGACCCUCGGCCAGUGCCUCGAGAACGGAAAAGUUACGGCGGCUGGUUUCGUAACUUGCUUUCAGGAGUCAAGACCAAGCGAAGCAAAAGCACCCCUUCGAUUGGUGAACUUCGUUCCGGAACCCAUGCAAGGAAUCAGUCAGUGGCGUAA